GGGAGCGCCGGGAGCGCCGGAAGCCGGAAGCGCGGGCGGGGCGCGAUGGCGGCGGCGGUGUCGGCCCUCAGCAGUUUGGGGGUGCCCGAGGCCGAUGUCGGGAGCUCGGAGGAAGAGGAGGAGGAGGCGGGCCCCGGCCCGGCCGCGGCGGCGGCGGCGGAGCAGAGGCGGGAGGAGCGGCUGCGCCGGUUCCGGGAGCUCCACAUGAAGCGGUACGAGGCCUGCAAGCUGAACAGCCAGGAGGUGGUGGAGGAGGACAAAAGACUGAAACUGCCACCAAACUGGGAAGCUAAAAAAGCUCGGCUGGAGUGGGAGCUGCAGGUGCAGGAGAAGAAGAAGGAAUGUGCAGCCAGGGGGGAGGACUACGAGCGGGUGAAGCUGCUGGAGAUCAGCGCCGAGGACGCCGAGAGGUGGGAGAGGAAGAAGAAGAGGAAAAAUCCCGAUCUGGGAUUCUCAGAUUACGCGGCGGCGCAGCUGCGCCAGUACCAGAGGCUGACCCGGCAGAUCAAACCCGACCUGGAGCAGUAUGAGAAGCUCAAGGAGCAGUACGGGGAAGCCCUGUACCCCACCUCGGACAGCCUCCUGCACGGGACCCACGUGCCCUCCAAGGAAGGGGUGGACAGGAUGGUGGCAGACCUGGAGAAACAGAUCGAGAAGAGGGAGAAGUACAGCCGGAGGCGGCCCUACAACGACGACGCCGACAUCGACUACAUCAACGAGAGGAACGCCAAGUUCAACCAGAAGGCCGAGAGGUUCUACGGGAAAUACACGGCCGAGAUCAAACAGAACCUGGAGAGGGGCACGGCCGUGUGAGCCCGCCCGGCCCCGCUCGCUCCCAGCACCUCUGGCCCAGUUCUUACCCAAUUUUAACUUGUAUCAUGCAGCUGUUGCUUUCUCAGAUCAGUGCUGUUCAGUGUGCUGGAGGUAAUUUGCGUAAUUCAGCUGUCAAUAGCUUUUACUGCAGCUCGUGCCGUUGAUGCUCUAAAUAAAGGCCCUUUGGACUGA
This is a messenger RNA of Corvus hawaiiensis (hawaiian crow), 1005 nucleotides long. It is a transcript of the gene SYF2, whose product is annotated as SYF2 pre-mRNA splicing factor. Gene Ontology annotation, cellular component: post-mRNA release spliceosomal complex; catalytic step 2 spliceosome; Prp19 complex. The record is from RefSeq and is a predicted model, not a curated record. The transcript has 7 exons. The coding region runs from base 46 to 813 and encodes 255 amino acids. Lineage: Eukaryota; Metazoa; Chordata; Aves; Passeriformes; Corvidae.